UUUCAAAAACAGUGACGGCGUGCAAGUACCAGACAAAUAGACAACAACUCUCUACUCAAUGAAUGAAUGAAGCUUGAAACGCAUUUGCAGGUAGAGGAAUGCCAUCUGAACCAGUGCGUCUGGGUCGGAAACGGGCCCUACCCCCCUGUCCAAAUCCCCUGUUCCUUCAGUGGCUAACCGAGCUGCGAGAUCAGGCAGCAGAGAAAGGCCUUAAAACUCAAUACGUGUAUCAGAAGGCACUAAGUUCUUUGAAAAAGUACCCUCUCCCACUGAGGAACGGGAAAGAAGCAAAGAUAUUACAGAAUUUCGGGGACGGUAUCUGUAAGAUCUUGGAUGAUCGACUUGAGAAGUAUUAUAAAGAAAAUGGUCCAGACGCACCCAUACAUUCCCUCCCCAGUGAAGUAAAGGCUUCAGGUCAGUGCAGCAGUAACCAGGACCCGUCAAAAGCUUUCUUAAACACUCAGGAACCCUCUGCAACGAGUGGUGGACCCCACAAGAGGACCAAAAAAGUAGAUGCAGGGAAAGCGAAAGGGGGCCGAAAGAAGAGGGGAUAUGUUCCUCAGAAGAGGUCUGGAGGUUAUGCAGUGCUGCUCACACUCUACAGGCACACUCAGGUCCCAGGCAAUAAAGGCUUCAUGUUCAAAAAUGAGCUGCAGACGGAGGCUCAACCUCUUUGUGACAAAUCAUUCACUGUGCCAGAUCUGGGGAGUAAGUACACAGCCUGGUCCUCUGUCAGCACUCUCAUUCAGAGGGACUUGGUGCUGAAGACUCACAACCCAGCCAGAUAUGCUUUGACUGAGCUGGGCCUGGCUGUCGCAGAACAACUAGAAUCAGGAGACAGGGAGGAGAGGAGUGAACAAGACGUGGAAGACACAGGGGAAGCAGGAGAACCAGUGGCCUGUCCAGACACAGUGGAUCUGACCCAGGGUGAUGAUGAUGAUGAUGAUGAUGAUGAUGGUGGUCAUGAUGAUGAAGACGAAAGAGAGGGCAGGUUGGCAAAGAGGGCGCCCCCUGCUGCUUGUUUGGAUGAUGAAGUGGACCUGACAGAAGAGUGCCUGGCUGUGGAACAAGGAGAGGCAGCAGCAAAUGGCAUUCUUCUGCCUGGCUGCUAUGACAUCAUUCUCUGUAUUGACUUCAUAGAAACAACUGGGGGCAAUACUGUCAAGAAGCAAGACCUGGUUAAGGAGUUACAGAAGAAUGGAGUGACCUUUGACAUUAGGAAGCUAAAUGUGGGGGACUUCCUUUGGGUUGCCCGAGAACGAGUUGCCCCUGAUCAAGAGCAACUACGGCCACCUCCGGUCAAAGAGUUGGUCCUGGAUUACAUCGUCGAGAGAAAACGAAUGGAUGACCUGUGUGGCAGCAUUAUAGACGGGCGCUUUCGGGAACAGAAGUUCCGUCUGAAAAGGUGCGGCCUGUUCAAGCCCAUUUACCUGGUGGAGGAGCACGGGUCAGCUGCUGCUCACCUAAGUUUACCAGAGAGCACCUUGCAGCAGGCUAUAGCCAAUACACAGGUGGUGGAUGGCUUCUUUGUGAAAAGAGUACAGGAUGUGAUGGAAUCUGCUGCCUACCUCACCAUUAUGACCAGAUACCUACAGAAGCUGUACCAAAACCGGACACUGUACUGUCGCUCCAGAGAGCUGGAGGGGGACGGCCCAAGAGAUGCCAGCAUCUCUUGUUCUCUAAUGUCCUUUGCUGAAUUCAACCAUGGAGCAGUCAAAAAUAAGUGUCAGACCGUGAGGGAGGUGUUUGCCCGCCAGCUAAUGCAGAUCAGUGGACUCUCUGGGGACAAAGCGGCAGCCAUAUUGAAUCGCUACAACACAGUGAACAGCCUUGUGCAGGCCUAUGACCGAUGCUCUAGUGAAACAGAGAAAGAGAAACUUCUCUCCUCCAUCAAAUAUGGAAAACUUAAAAGGAACCUGGGUCCAGCUCUCAGCCGUACUGUUUACCAGCUCUAUUGUACUAAAGGUCCACUGUCAUAGUGUCCCACAUAGGGUCAUAUUUUUGUUCAGCAGAAUUUGUUCUUUGCCAUGUUUGUUUUCAUGUAUCAAUUGAUCUGUAAAAUAAUAAACUAAG
Messenger RNA from Alosa sapidissima (American shad), 2073 nucleotides. It is a transcript of the gene mus81, whose product is annotated as MUS81 structure-specific endonuclease subunit. Bases 99 to 1979 code for a protein of 626 amino acids. Gene Ontology annotation, biological process: DNA catabolic process; double-strand break repair via break-induced replication; resolution of meiotic recombination intermediates. Gene Ontology annotation, cellular component: nucleus; Holliday junction resolvase complex. The transcript has 17 exons. Gene Ontology annotation, molecular function: 3'-flap endonuclease activity; crossover junction DNA endonuclease activity; DNA binding. The record is from RefSeq and is a predicted model, not a curated record. NCBI's taxonomy places the organism in Eukaryota, Metazoa, Chordata, Actinopteri, Clupeiformes, Clupeidae.